Molecule: messenger RNA, 1731 nt
Organism: Helicoverpa zea (corn earworm)
Lineage: Eukaryota; Metazoa; Arthropoda; Insecta; Lepidoptera; Noctuidae
Product: tektin-B1-like
Exons: 7
Coding region: 1-1542 (513 amino acids)
Biological process (GO): cilium movement involved in cell motility; cilium assembly
Cellular component (GO): microtubule cytoskeleton; nucleus
Source: RefSeq, a predicted model, not a curated record
AUGGAUGAAGAAGAUGCCAUCCGCUACGAUAAUGCAAUUCACGAAAUUCAAACUGAUACUAGUAAAAUAGCAUCAAUAUUGAAAGAAAAUAUUCUUGUUACUACCUCCACCCUUAAGUCUUACAACAACACCCUAGAAGCAAUCAAAUCCAAUGAACAUGAACUAAAUGUUGCUAUCGACGCCCUAUAUGAAGAUAUAAAAAACCUAACUUAUAUUUCUAGAGAACUAGGAAUACGAUCCCGUAUUUUAGAAUUAACUUCUAUGCUAGAAAAUAGCCUUCUAGCCUUAUCAUUCAAGGUCGAGGAUAUAGUGAACUCAGUCAUGUUUGAUUUCAAACAACAGGUCCUGUCGGACACCAGACGGGCUGACGCUUUCGAUCUACGUCACAGCGCGCAUCAGUUGAGGAACGAAACCCGGAUCAAGACGGAAUGGGACAGCUAUCACAACAACAACCGUCUGCGAGCCAGAGUCUACGAGAUCGAGCAAUGGAGGUCCACGCUCCAAGAACUCCUAGAUCUUCUGGACCGCGAGAUGGCCAGUCUGAAGGAAGAGAAGGCAUCCACCGAGAGGGAGUUGGAACAACUGAACCUACCUCUACUCGUGUGCUCCGAAUGUCUGUCCAACAGAGACGGGAGAAGAAGCACGGAGUUGACUUACGAUCUUGCUGAUACUGAGUUGAAGAAGGAGCUCUGUGUAACCGAAAGCAACAAGAAAAUGUUGAUAGACAGAUGCCAGUCGGCCUGGGAGAAAAUCAACAAGCUAGAAGUAGUGAAGUUCAAGCUCCAAUUAGAUCUGAACGACAAGAAUGAGGCUCUCCAGAUUGAUAAGGACAUGCUCAACUUGGAUAAGGACUGCGCCAAUAUCACUUACAAGACUGACUCCUUGAAAACUCCGAAGAGAAUGAUAACCAACCAGCAAUGGCAGGACAAAUGCGAAGCUACAAAACAGAUGGCAAUACUCGAGCUUCAAGAUACACUGCGACUUCGAGAAUCUCUCUUCGUGGCUCGAGGUCGAGCAAGGAAUGCCUUAAGAGCGCAGACAGACGUCACGAACUACAUGCUGCGUAGACGCAUCUAUGAUACCCAGCGAGCUCGGAAUGAACUUGAUUGGCAGAAGCUGAAGAUGGAAGAAAACAUGGAUAAACUAGCAACAGAAUUAAAAACUAUGGGCGAACAGUUUGCCGAUAAGGUGAACGCGUUGAAAGUAGCUGAAACCCGCUUGGAGACGCGCGGAUAUCGGCCGGGCUAUGAGCUUGCGGCUGAUGAGGCUGAUAUAGGACUCAAGGAUGAAGUCCGAAGCCUGAGGGAAACUAUACGACAGUUACAAGAGAAGUUGGACUGUGCCAAAGCAACAUACAACGCGUUAGAAGCAGCUUCGAUCAAGAUUGGCAUUGAUUUGAACGACAAGAAUCAAUCUUUGGAGACAGACACUCGAGCCCUUGAAAUGAGAGCGGCCUUAGAACCAAAGAGACCUACGGGCCUGAGUAAGAACCUUGUUUUGGCCAGUAUGGCUGAUGAAGUUCCGAAAAUGGAAGCUUUCUAGACGCUACUAGAAACUUCGAGAAACACACAAAAAAUAGCAAAAUUGCGCGUGUCGGGUAGGAACUUAUUCUGAAUUUGUUUGUCACGAAGAAUUAUCAGGUUUUAUUCAUGUUGUUGGUUUCACAAAAUUAAAUUUUAUAAUCACUCUUAUAUUGUUUGUUAAACGAACAAUGUUGUUGUACAUUGUAAU